Messenger RNA from Carassius carassius (crucian carp), 3084 nucleotides. RefSeq names its product solute carrier family 27 member 1a (gene slc27a1a). Gene Ontology annotation, biological process: cardiolipin biosynthetic process; phosphatidylinositol biosynthetic process; adiponectin-activated signaling pathway. Gene Ontology annotation, cellular component: mitochondrial inner membrane; plasma membrane. The transcript is spliced from 13 exons. Gene Ontology annotation, molecular function: fatty acid transmembrane transporter activity; long-chain fatty acid-CoA ligase activity; long-chain fatty acid transmembrane transporter activity. The coding region runs from base 277 to 2220 and encodes 647 amino acids. The record is from RefSeq and is a predicted model, not a curated record. Lineage: Eukaryota; Metazoa; Chordata; Actinopteri; Cypriniformes; Cyprinidae.
GGCUUCAUGUUGCUCCAGACAGCCAGUGCUUGUUCGUAAACACAUAUUUUGUCAAAAAGUUGCUGCAUAGGAAGUUAAGAUACUUACAGAAUAGUGUACUUCUGAAUGUAACAGACUAUCGCAGCGAGUCACUCCCACCCCCACCGCUCGGGGUACUUUCACAGGGGUCAGUAGUUUGGACAUAACUGUGGUCAGUCAACCUCUAACUGCACUGCAAGGUCGUCUCAUGUCUCCACAGAUCAGGGCUGACUGAACUGUAUCUCUCUCUACCAUAGGAUGCACUAUGUGGCGAGUGGCUCCCUGUCCUUCGGUUCCCUGGGCCUGCUCCGUCUGUUUGGGGCAUCCUGGUCCUGGAGCCUCGCAGCAAGUUUGGGUGUUUACUUAGGAACAGGAGGCUGGCAGUACCUGUAUGUGGUGGUUCGUACGGCUAAAAGGGACAUCAAUGGUCUUUAUGUGCUGAUGAGGGUUAAACUGGCAUUAUGGCAUCAUAUUCGAAACCGAAACACCAUACCCUCCAUCUUCGCACAAACCGUGGCUCGGCACCCAGACAAGCCUGCGCUUGUGUAUGAAGCCACUGGUGAAACGUGGACUUUCUCCCAGUUAGAUCAGAUCUCCAAUGCUGUGUCCCACUGGGCACUGAGCCAAGGCUGGGCCGCAGGAGAUGUGGUGGCGCUCUUCAUGGAGAGCCGGCCGCUCCAGGUGGCGCUCUGGCUGGGCCUGGCCAAAGUAGGCGUAGAAGCCGCGCUCAUCAACUUUAACCUCCGACGGGAUUCGCUCCUGCACUGCUUGGGGGUGUCAGCAUCCCGAGCGCUGGUUUUCGGAGCAGAGCUAGUAGACGCCGUGUCUGAAGUGAGCUCCUCUUUGAGUGAGAGCAUGGUGCGGUUUAGCACGGGAGACCUCAGACCGGACCAGAUGGACGCUCUGAAAUGUCACCCCCUUGACUCCAUUCUGGCAUCUGCCCCUCGAAACCCACCAGCCUGUGCCGUGUCCAAGGGCUUCAACGAUCGUUUGUUCUAUAUCUACACGUCUGGCACCACAGGACUCCCUAAAGCUGCUAUAGUGGUGCACAGCCGAUAUUACAGGAUUGCUGCCUUUGGGUACCAUUCUUUUCGAAUGCGGCCAGAUGACAUCAUCUAUGACUGUUUACCCCUCUACCAUUCAGCAGGUAAUAUUAUGGGGGUGGGCCAGUGUCUGAUUCAGGGUAUAACUGUGGUGGUUAAGAAGAAGUUCUCUGCAAGCCGCUUCUGGGAAGACUGCAUCAAACAUAACUGCACUGUUGUGCAGUACAUAGGUGAGAUUUGCCGUUACUUGCUGUCUCAGCCUGUGCGCCCCUCUGAGCGACAGCACCGUGUGCGUCUAGCUGUGGGAAAUGGGCUGCGGCCGAGCGUGUGGGAGGCUUUUAUGGAGCGUUUCGGAGUGAAACAGAUCGGCGAGUUCUAUGGAGCCACCGAGUGCAACUGCAGCAUUGCCAAUAUGGAUGGCAAGGUUGGGGCUUGUGGUUUUAACAGUCGCAUUCUGCCAAACGUGUACCCCAUCCGGCUGGUGAAAGUGAAUGAGGAAACCAUGGAACUGGUUCGGGACAAGCAGGGACUGUGUGUGUCUUGCCGACCUGGAGAGCCUGGGCUGUUGGUGGGGAGAAUAAAUCAGGAGGAUCCUCUGCGUCGGUUUGAUGGGUACGCUAGUCAGGAUGCCACCAGGAAGAAGAUCGCCUACAAUGUAUUCAAGAAAAACGACUCUGCAUAUCUGUCAGGUGAUGUUUUAGUUAUGGACGAGCUUGGAUACAUGUACUUCCGGGACAGGAGUGGUGACACGUUUCGUUGGAAAGGUGAGAACGUGUCCACUACUGAAGUGGAGGGAACACUGAGCAGCCUGCUGGGACAAACUGAUGUAGCAGUGUUUGGAGUAAACGUACCAGGUGUGGAGGGAAAGGCUGGAAUGGCUGCCAUUGCUGACUCAACAGGAAACUUCAACUGUAAUUCUUUCCUGAAAGAGGUUCAGCAAGCUCUUCCUCCUUAUGCACGGCCAAUAUUUCUGCGCAUCUCCCCAUGUGUAGAUACCACAGGAACAUUUAAAAUUCAAAAGACCAGACUGCAGAGGGAAGGAUACGAUCCACGGCUCACAGCUGACCAGAUCUACUUUCUGAACUCCAGAGCAGGCCGUUACGAGCUCGUGACCGAGGAGCUGUACAAUGCUUUGGAAGAAGGCAGGACAUCCCUUUGAGACAAAGAAGAGACCUACCUGGUCUUCUAACCUGUGACGGCUCCCAGUGUUACCAUGGUGCAACAGAACCCAUUCAGAUUUCUAGUAUUUAGACAGUUUUUGCAUUUAAAAUUUAGUUUAAAUAUCUUCAAUUUGGGUUUCUUCAAUUUGGUAGCAAGCUGUCUUCACAAUGACGAGCUGAAUAUCUGAUAUGCAAUAGAUGAGACAGUGAGAGAGAAUUAUUCUAGUUUGUUAUUCUGAUUUGAUGGUAGCAUACAGGUGACAAAAUAUAUGUGCACUCCCAAUUUAACCAGUUUUUUUUUUAAAACACAACCACUUAAGUCAACAGGAUGAAAGAUACAAAACUCCACUGUCUGGUUUGGACACUGUAGACCAGGCGUGGUGAACGUCUGUCCUGUAGAGUUUUGGUUUUAACCUAAUCAAACACACCUGAACAAGCUCACCGAGGUCUGAAGGUUUACUAGGACGCUACAGGCAGGUGAGUUUUUAUUAGGGUUGGAGCUGAACUCUCCAGGACUGGAGUUCGUCACCACUGCUAUAGACUUAAAUCAAUACCUUUUGAGCCUGAAAAGAUGAUAAUGAGUGUAUUUUAACAGACUUGAGCUUUUUACUACAAAACUGUUGUUAAAAUGCCUAACUCCAAAGUGACUUUUAGAAAGCUGAAAGAUACAGCAUAUCAUUGUAAAGAGCCACAACAAAGUGCCUUAGAUUUUACCUCCUCAAAGUUUUACUCUUGUGGGAUAUGACAAGAUGAAAUGCCUCACACUGACAUGAGAACAAAGAUGUUUUGAAAACUAAAACCGUGUGAUCACAUUAAUUUACUUCAGACUUCUGACUGGUUAAAAGAAUAAAUAAUCGUUUUUA